GGGGUCCAGGCCCCGGGGAUCCGAGACGCCGCCCGCGCGCAGUCUCUGGUCACUGCCGCCCGGGGGCUUUUGCCAGCGGCGCCGCGGGCCUGCGUGCUGGGGCAGCGGGCGCUUCUUCGACCUCAUCCUCCUCGUCCUGUGCGGCCGGCCGGGUGAGGCCGGGCCCGCGUAGGGGGCAGUCGGCGGCUGCCUCCGGCGGAGGUGCCUCGCGGCGCCCGGGCCGGCCCGCGCCUCGGCGGCGUGCUCCAUGCAUCCGGAGCCCGCCCCGCCCCCGAGCCGCAGCAGCCCCGAGCUUCCCCCAAGCGGCGGCAGCACCACCAGCGGCAGCCGCCGGAGCCGCCGCCGCAGCGGGGACGGGGAGCCCCCGGGGGCCCCGCCACCGCCGCCGCCCGCCGUCACCUACCCGGACUGGAUCGGCCAGAGUUACUCCGAGGUGAUGAGCCUCAACGAGCACUCCAUGCAGGCGCUGUCCUGGCGCAAGCUCUACUUGAGCCGCGCCAAGCUUAAAGCCUCCAGCCGGACCUCGGCUCUGCUCUCCGGCUUCGCCAUGGUGGCAAUGGUGGAGGUGCAGCUGGACGCUGACCACGACUACCCACCGGGGCUGCUCAUCGCCUUCAGUGCCUGCACCACAGUGCUGGUGGCUGUGCACCUGUUUGCGCUCAUGAUCAGCACCUGCAUCCUGCCCAACAUCGAGGCGGUGAGCAACGUGCACAAUCUCAACUCGGUCAAGGAGUCCCCCCACGAGCGCAUGCACCGCCACAUCGAGCUGGCCUGGGCCUUCUCCACCGUCAUCGGCACGCUGCUUUUCCUGGCUGAGGUGGUGCUGCUCUGCUGGGUCAAGUUCUUGCCCCUCAAGAAGCAGCCAGGCCAGCCAAGGCCCACCAGCAAGCCCCCCGCCGGUGGCGCAGCAGCCAACGUCAGCACCAGCGGCAUCACCCCGGGCCAGGCAGCUGCCAUCGCCUCGACCACCAUCAUGGUGCCCUUCGGCCUGAUCUUUAUCGUCUUUGCCGUCCACUUCUACCGCUCACUGGUCAGCCAUAAGACCGACCGACAGUUCCAGGAGCUCAACGAGCUGGCGGAGUUUGCCCGCUUACAGGACCAGCUGGACCACAGAGGGGACCACCCCCUGACGCCCGGCAGCCACUAUGCCUAGGCCCAUGUGGUCUGGGCCUUUCCAGUGCUUUGGCCUUACGCCCUUCCCCAUGACCUUGUCCUGCCCCAGCCUCACGGACAGCCUGUGCAGGGGGCUGGGCUUCAGCAAGGGGCAGAGCGUGGAGGGAAGAGGCUUUUUAUAGGAGAAAUUUCUGCACUUUGAAACUGUCCUCUAAGAGAAUAAGCAUUUCCUGUUCUUCCAGCUCCAGGUCCACCUCCUGUUGGGAGGCGGUGGGGGGCCAAAGUGGGGCCACACACUCGCUGUGUCCCCUCUCCUCCCCUGUGCCAGUGCCACCUGGGUGCCUCCUCCUGUCCUGUCCAUCUCAACCUCCCUCCCGUCCAGCAUUGAGUGUGUACAUGUGUGUGUGACACAUAAAUAUACUCAUAAGGACACCUCCUUCCCGUGUCUUGUAUUUAUUGGGCCUGGGCUACUGCUCACCCUGGUUAGGUGAGCCUCUAGGAAAACUUAAAACAAAUUUUAAGCCAGGUAUGGUGGCACAUACCUGUGGUCUCAGCUAUUCAGGAGGCCAAGGCAGGAGGAUCUCUUGAGCCCAGGAGUUUGAGACCCCAUCUCAAACAAAAAAUACAAAAAUUAGCCAGCCACGGCGCCUGCACUUCCAGCUCCUUUGAGAGACUGAGGCAGGAAGAUUGCCUAAGCCCAGGAGGCCAAGUCUGCAGUGAGCUAUGGUAACACCACUGCACUCCAACCUGGGCAACAGAGGGAUACUCUGUCUCUAAAAAAAUAGAAAAAUUUGCCCAGCAUGGUGGCUCACGCCUGUAAUCCUAGCCCUUUGGAAGGCCAAGGUGGGCAGAUCACUUGAGGUCGGGAGUUCGAGACCAGCCUGACCAACAUGGAGAAACCCCGUCUGUACUAAAAAUACAAAAUUAGCUGGGUUUGGUGGCGCGUGCUUGUAAUCCCAGCUACUCGGGAGACUGAGGCAGGAGAAUCGCUUGAACCCAGGAGGCGGAGGUUGCAGUGAGCUGAGAUCGCACCAUUGCACUCCAGCCUGGGCAACAACAGUGAAGCUCCGUCUCAAAAAAAAAAAAAUUUCAACAUUUUAUUUUGAGAAAUUUCAAACCUACAAAAAGUUGCAGGAAUAGUGUCUAUCUGAAAUACAUAUUCAGUCUUUUCUUUAGAAGUCUUUUUUUUUUUUUGAAUAGAGCCUCACUCUGUCACCCAGGCUGGAGUGCAGUGGUGCGAUCUGUAAAAUCACCAUGAGCACUGACUUAGCACAUACUGGACCGUUGCUCCUAGGAGAAAUACAGGGUUGCGUUCCUGUGAGCUUUGGUCGUGAUAUUUUCAUCAGCUGAUCAAUAUGUAAUCUUGUUUUAUGUGUAUUUCUGUUUAAAGAUUCAUAUAUAUAUAUGUGUAUAUAUAUAUAUAUGGUUGAGUUGUUACCAUUGAACUCACAGCCCGCAGGACUAGAACACAUGCCUAAAUAAAGUUUAUCUAACAUA
Gorilla gorilla gorilla (western lowland gorilla) is the source of this 2610-nucleotide messenger RNA. Its product is annotated as calcium release-activated calcium channel protein 1. The record is from RefSeq and is a predicted model, not a curated record. The transcript is spliced from 2 exons. The coding region runs from base 248 to 1153 and encodes 301 amino acids. Gene Ontology annotation, biological process: store-operated calcium entry. Lineage: Eukaryota; Metazoa; Chordata; Mammalia; Primates; Hominidae. Gene Ontology annotation, cellular component: membrane. Gene Ontology annotation, molecular function: store-operated calcium channel activity.